AUGCUAACAGUCAUCAACAAGCCAAGCACACGCGUGGCUCGUUGUUUCAUUCGGUGUUACUCGUUGGUCCACCCCAAAACAAAAGUUGUUCGAACUACCGAUGAGGCGUUGGCAGGGAUCACUUCAAACAUCACAUUGCUUUCAGGUGGGUUUGGCCUCAGUGGUGUUCCCGACACAAUCAUCAAUGCUCUCGUAAAAAAACCAGAGAUCAGCAACAUUACUGCCGUUUCGAAUAAUGCGGGGCUCGAUGGACGUGGGUUGUCGCAAUUGCUAGUUACUGGGCAAAUCACUAAAAUGAUUAGUAGUUACAUCGGAGGCAAUAGAACUUUUGAAAAAUUAUACUUGACAGGGGCAAUAGAUUUGGAAUUGACCCCUCAAGGAAACUUAGCUGAACGAGUUCGGGCUGGUGCUGCGGGAAUCCCAGCUUUCUAUUCACCUACUGGGGUCGGCACCUGGUUAGAAGAAGGGAAAUUACCUGUACGUUAUGACCCAAAGGGCGAACAAGUGUUGAAAGCCAGUGAAGUUCGCGAAGUGCGUGAAUUCAAUGGGAGAAAGUAUUUGUUGGAACCGGCAAUCAUUGGAGAUGUGGCCCUUGUCAAGGCAUACAAAGCAGACACAUUGGGUAAUUGUUGGUUCAGGGGAGCUGCCAGAAAUUUCAAUUCGGUGAUGGGAAGAAAUGCCAAAUUGACCAUUGUUGAAGCAGAGAAUAUCGUUGAACCAGGUGAAAUCACUCCAGAAAAUGUUCACUUACCAGCAAUUUACGUCGACAGAGUCAUCCAAUCUACGACGCCCAAAGAUAUUGAGAUUUACAAGCUCUCGGAAACCAGCCAAGAUGCGUCUUUGGAACAAUCAAAAUCGGAAAGUGAGUUGAAAAGGUCAAAGAUUGUUAAAAGAGCAGCACAAGAGUUCAAAGAUGGCUCGUUCGCGAAUUUAGGCAUUGGAAUGCCAACUUUGGCACCAAACUACUUACCAGAAAACAUUAACGUUACUCUACAAUCGGAAAACGGUAUUUUAGGUUUAGGUCCUUACCCGCAUAAAGGCCAAGAAGACCCCGAUUUGAUCAAUGCUGGUAAAGAAACUGUGACCCUCGCACCAGGUGCAUCAUUAUUUGGAUCUGAAGAAUCCUUUGCCAUGAUACGUAGUGGUAAAAUCGAUUUGACCAUUCUAGGUGGGUUACAAGUCGCUUCAAAUGGAGAUCUAGCAAACUGGGGAUUACCAGGUCGAGUGAAAGGCAUGGGUGGUGCUAUGGAUCUUGUAAGCAACCCGCAAAAUACCCGUGUUGUAGUAGUGAUGGAACAUAUUGAUAAAAAGGGAAGACCAAAGAUUUUAGAGCAAUGCAAAUUCCCAUUAACUGGUCAAAAGUGUGUUUCAAGGAUAAUUACCGAUUUAGCUGUAUUUGAUAUCGUUGAUGAAAAGUUGGUAUUGAUUGAAAUUGAUCCUGAGAGUAGCAUAGAAGAAAUCAGGGCCAAAACUGGAGCUCCUUUUGAGAUUUCGCCAAAUUUGAAAACGAUAGAAGUUUAA
Lodderomyces margitis is the source of this 1521-nucleotide messenger RNA. RefSeq lists its product as uncharacterized. Gene Ontology annotation, biological process: ketone body catabolic process. Gene Ontology annotation, molecular function: succinyl-CoA:3-oxo-acid CoA-transferase activity. The transcript has a single exon. Lineage: Eukaryota; Fungi; Ascomycota; Pichiomycetes; Serinales; Debaryomycetaceae. The coding region runs from base 1 to 1521 and encodes 506 amino acids. The record is from RefSeq and is a predicted model, not a curated record.